Molecule: messenger RNA, 4005 nt
Organism: Etheostoma cragini (Arkansas darter)
Lineage: Eukaryota; Metazoa; Chordata; Actinopteri; Perciformes; Percidae
Gene: yme1l1b
Product: YME1-like 1b
Exons: 18
Coding region: 178-2331 (717 amino acids)
Biological process (GO): mitochondrion organization; protein quality control for misfolded or incompletely synthesized proteins
Cellular component (GO): mitochondrial inner membrane
Molecular function (GO): ATP binding; metalloendopeptidase activity; ATP-dependent peptidase activity
Source: RefSeq, a predicted model, not a curated record
CUUAUUUUUUUAAACGGAGACGUCAUAUCCGGUGUGGACUACCACUGAACUUCGCAGUUUGACUUGCUAUGUCUGCUACAGAAAGAUGAAGUGAAAGAAAUACGGACCUUUAACUCUAAUGGGCAGUGGUAUAACUUGUGUAGCUUAACUGCCGUUGUCUACUAGUUAGAAUUAAAAAUGUUUUCUUUGUCAAUGACUGUCCAACCACAGGUGACUGUACCUCUAAGCCACCUCAUCAAUGUCCUCCACUCUAUGAAAAGCUCAGUGGGAAGCAGCAGUGCCACCUGCAAAUCAAAAAAACACAAGGAGAAUGCCUCAGACUCAGAACUACACCGCACAGAGCCCAUGUGGAACAUGCGGGAGCUUGGAUUAUCAGACCUGGGAGCACAGCAGCUGGAUGAGCUGGUGAACAGUGUGUUACCACGCUUGAGUCCGCGGGAGGCGCCACUUCCAUUGGGUGGACAGACAGCCUGGCACACCUCACAUCUUUCUACACACUCCUUUUUCUUCAAUAAGCAUGGCUUCUCAUGUGGUGCAAUGCCCAUGUCUUAUUCCAGACAGCACCUUUCACCUCUUCAGUCUGUCUGUACAGAGCUACAACACUGGCCAGUGUGGGUCCCGAGCAGAGGCUUUAAAACUUUAAAGAGCAAAACCAGACGACUGCAGUCGGCCCCCGACAGCCCCCUGGAAUCUGAAGGAUUUACACCAUCUUUUAUGAAAGGUUUCCUGACACGUGACAAGGGGGUUGAAGUUGAAAGUCUAGACAACCUGAUUAAGAUCAAGAACAUACCUGAUGGACAGCAGGAUUCUUACAAGAGGGGCUUUGCUGAGGGUUUCCUGAAAGCCCAAGCCCUGACGCAACGCACACAAGACUCUCUCCGGAGGACUCGUCUAAUCCUGCUGGCGCUGCUUCUGGUUGGACUCUAUGGUAUCUCCAAGACUCCCUUCAUAUCGGUACGGUUCCGAACCACAUCAGGCCUGGACUCUGCAGUGGACCCUGUGCAGAUGAAAAACGUGACAUUUGAGCAUGUCAAAGGGAUAGAAGAAGCUAAGAACGAGCUGCAGGAAGUUGUGGAGUUCCUGAAAAACCCAAAGAAGUUCACAGUAUUGGGAGGAAAGUUGCCAAAAGGGGUUUUACUGGUUGGCCCACCAGGAACCGGAAAGACUUUACUGGCCAGAGCUGUGGCAGGAGAGGCAGAUGUGCCAUUCUACUACGCCUCCGGGUCCGAAUUUGAUGAGAUGUUUGUUGGAGUGGGAGCCAGCCGCAUCAGGAACCUUUUCAAGGAGGCUAAAGCCAAUGCUCCCUGUGUGAUCUUCAUUGAUGAACUGGACAGUGUGGGUGGGAAAAGGAUCGAGUCUCCCAUGCACCCUUACUCCAGACAGACUAUUAACCAACUACUUGCUGAGAUGGAUGGGUUUAAACCUAACGAAGGUGUGAUCAUCAUUGGAGCAACCAACUUCCCGGAGGCUUUGGAUAAUGCCCUGAUCCGCCCAGGGCGUUUUGACAUGCAGGUGACUGUCCCCAAACCAGAUGUGAAAGGGCGCACAGAGAUCCUCAACUGGUAUCUGAAGAAGAUUAAAAUGGAUCCAGCUAUUGAGGCAAACAUUAUUGCCCGGGGCACAGUGGGCUUCUCUGGCGCUGACCUGGAAAAUCUGGUCAACCAGGCUGCCCUGAAGGCAGCAGUCGAUGGAAAAGACAUGGUCACCCUGAAAGAGCUGGAGUUUGCCAAAGACAAAAUCCUCAUGGGCCCUGAGAGAAGGAGUGCAGUAAUAGAUGAGAAGAACAAGAUCAUCACAGCAUACCAUGAAUCUGGCCAUGCAAUAGUAGCUUACUACACCAAAGAUGCCAUGUCUAUCAACAAGGCUACUAUCAUGCCCAGAGGCCCCAGUCUAGGACACGUAUCCAUGCUUCCAGAGAACGAUCGCUGGAGUGAGACUCGCUCUCAGCUGCUGGCCCAGAUGGACGUCAGUAUGGGCGGCCGUGUAGCAGAGGAGAUUAUAUUUGGCCAUGAGUACAUCACAACCGGUGCAUCAAGCGACUUUGAUAGUGCCACAAAAAUUGCUAAGAUGAUGGUGACCAGAUUUGGAAUGUGUGAAAAGUUGGGUGUGAUGACCUAUACUGACAUGACAGCCCAGAGCCCAGAGACACAAGCGGCGGUGGAGCAUGAAGUCAGGGUGUUACUAAAGGACUCUUAUGAGCGUGCCAAAGUCCUGCUAAAGACUCAUUCCAAAGAGCACAAAAACCUUGCAGAUGCUCUGCUCAUGUAUGAGACACUGGAUGCCAAAGAGAUAAAGCUAGUCCUGGAGGGCAAGACCCUGGAGGCCAGUUGAAACUAGCAGGUACUGCAACAUUUGGGGGUUAGCAAUGGGGGGAGGGGGCAGAUUCUAAGAGCUCAGGGGUCAUUAAAGGAGGGAUGGACUCCGUCCAUGUCAGUGAAUCAGAGAAGUAUGAAGUGAUGGCCUGCGCUCACAAAGACUCUUGACAAGCACUCAGAUGGGACUAUGUCAUAUCUUUACUCUGUACCCUUUGUGUCUCAUCAAUAUUCCCAGAUAAGUAGUAACUUUCCUUAAAAGUGCUGCUUGCCUCUAUGUGGCACAAGCUCACUGUAUGCGACAAAGGUUAACAGGUUAUUUGCCUAAUGUAAAGGAUGUUACUCAGGUCAUCUGUUGAUGCGAGGAAAUGAUACAUGAAUGUAAUUAUGUACCUCAAACGUAGAAAGCAUACUGGUAGGAUUCCCUUUUUAAUGUUAGUUGUUGGAAACUGAGUUGAAAUGUGGUCAAAUUCUGUAAUUAUUACUAGACUUUAAAUCAAUCUCAACUCCUAUUUGUCAAUUGUCUUCCAGGGUCCUUAUCUGGUAUUUGUCUUGUAUAUCUUCAAGGUCAGGCUACACUCUCGACUUCUAUUUGUGGGCCUCUCAAUUCGGCACCAAAAAAUGUCGCAAUCGGGUGCUGCACUUUGUCUUUUCACCUGAUUCUUUGUAUCUUGGAUGAUUGGAAGAUCCUGUAUAUACAUUCUCCUGACCCCCUCUGCAUAUGUCCCUGUUACUAUUUUUAAAGGUGGCCUUCUUGGGAAUGCACUAUAGGUGUAUUUUUGUUUUCCUUUUGAAAGGAUGGAGUGUGGGAAUUUAAACUGUAAUGUCUCAGCACUUGUAUGUGUAUUGAUUGAAAAUGCACUUGUGCUCACUUCAUUUAUUUAAUUUAUUCUGUGUGUACAGACAACUGCUGCUUAACCUCAAAAAGCAUGCAACAAGUACAAGCUGUGUUAUGUAGCUAUAGUAGUAGUCUUGAGUUCAGCUUCCAAAAAGCUGUAGUCAAAAUAUCAGGGUUUCUUGUAAACGCAAAUGAGUUGAAAUGCAAAAGACUCCAUCUUUAGAUUAAUCUGACAAACAAGACAGGUUAUUGUCCAUUGGCGUCUCCUUUGUCGUUACAUUAAAGCAGAAUCAUUUUGUCAUAUUUAGUGCUCUAUAUCUUUCUGUUUGAACACAUUUUGCACAUUGCAGUGGAAGACAGAUUCCAAUGUUCAGUGCUUACUGGCACAGCUCUGUGUGUAAAGAAAGUUUGAGCUGGAACAAGUCUAAUUUUAAAGUGAUGUCCUUGACUACAGGACAUUUCUUCAACACAGAUUGUGGGUAGAAACUUGCAGUUGUGCCUGUGUUAAAAUGUUUAACGUCCCAAUUUGUGGAUUGUUACAGCAGCAGCAGUGUAUGUAAUCCGUAUUUUAGCUUUUUGAGCAUUUCAUUUCCACUGUAGCUCGUAUCAAUCACCACCAGCAGGUGCAUUUUUAGCGUGACCCUUUUCAGUUAGUUUUCUUGGCUUAAAUUUGAGACACUAUCUAGCUGUGUGUAUAUAGGAUUGGGUUGUAACAUUGUAUAUAGAUGUAAUGCUUUUAGCCUGGAACAUUGAAUGGCUGUCUGCUGUUGAUUUACAAAUCGCUUGUACAAUGUGAUCACAAUGGUUAAUGAAUGUUACUGCAGCUGAGAUCAAUAAAAUGAAGCCUAAAUAAAA